Molecule: messenger RNA, 1416 nt
Organism: Aureobasidium namibiae CBS 147.97
Lineage: Eukaryota; Fungi; Ascomycota; Dothideomycetes; Dothideales; Saccotheciaceae
Exons: 1
Coding region: 1-1416 (471 amino acids)
Molecular function (GO): iron ion binding; heme binding; monooxygenase activity
Source: RefSeq, a predicted model, not a curated record
AUGGGCUUCCUCUCGAGCAAGAUCUGCGAAGAAUCAAGUCCAGUCCUCGCCUCCACUCUUGCUUCCGUUGCUCUUAUCGGUUGUGGAUUCUUUCUCGACAGACUGUUUUUUGUGUCUCAAGAAUCUCCUAUCUUGCAGCCAGCAGACCUUCACUUUCCCAAGAACCAAUCUGAAGCCUGUCUCCAGACCGCCAACGCUGCCGAAUGUCGCGAGAUCAUCAAAAGUGGAACGCCCCCUGGAGCUUCGAAGAACACUCUAUCAGCACUGGAAGCUCGUGCUCGUCCAAACCAGCGUCUGAAGUUGGCGUUUGGAAUCGAGAGCUGUUUCACUUCGUCGGACGAAAAGUCAUGCAAGAGCUUCAGAACCCAAGUGGAGAAGCUUCUCUACGUGGAAGAGGGUGAGUGGGUCAACUUCGCCUCAACUGCUCGUCAAGCCACAAAGGAGGCUCUCGAUGUCGACGGCGACACCAUAAGCCUAUUCCAUGUGGUCCAGCUCUUGACACUCAAAACGAUGAUGAGAGUGCUCUGGCCUGAUCGCGAUUCAAAACAAAGCACAAACGAGCAGAUCUCAACGCUCGCUCAUGAAGUGAAUGUGCAGUGGCUUCGCUCCAAGGAACACAGUGCCGAUGGGAAUCCACCUUGGUUAUUUGAAAAGCAGACAUCUUUGAAAGACGCCGUCAAAGCUGUUUUCCCAGACUGGGAUGAGGCCGACAGCGAGCAGAAUCCAUGCAAUCUCAUCCUCCCAGGCUACGAAACAAUGUGGCGGGUGGUUCUGCGAUGCUUCAUCGAAGUCAAAGCUCGCAACCAUUGCCAAGCUGACGCCUGGAGAUUUGCACUGCGUCGCUUCUCCGGAAAGCCGACAAGAGAGCAGCUCGAAGUACCUAUAUCUCGACCCAGCACAGAAGUAGCUGCUGUCCACAUUGCCAUGGAGGCCCUACGUCUAUACCCACCAACCCGACGCAUCUACCGAGAGUAUUGCAACAAUGACAACCAGAAGAUCAAUGUCUCUGCCGAUAUUGAAGGUAUGCAGCGAGACCCCACCAUAUGGGAAGACCAGCCAAACGCUUUUAUACCUGAGCGCUGGAUCGACCUCGAGGAAGGAUACGAUAUAGGCUACAUGCCAUUCGGCGCCAGUCCCUUCAAUUGUCCUGCAAAGAGGUACGAGAAUGUGCCUAUGCCAUUCGGUCCGUCCAUGGUUGCCUUACUCGUGGGUAUAUUGGUUGAGGCGACUUGGGGCGCAUGGGACAUCGACGGAGAGCUUCAGGAUGAUGGUCGCCCACUUGAUACUGAUCGCGAGGCGUACAGCGAAGCAAUGCUGACUAGAAGUCAAAGUUUGGAGAAUGACGUGGGCGAGGAGACCAUUUGGUGUUUCUGCGACAGCUGUGUCGUUCGAACGAAUGCUGAAAUGUUCGAGUGA